AUGAUCCCCUAUAUACUCGCCACCCCGGGCUCUGCGCUCUGCGCCUCUAUGCCCUUUACCCUGUACGCCUACGCCCGGUGCACCUACGCCUACACUCACCCCUGCGUCCACGCCUACACAUAUGCCUAUGCCCCGUACGCCUACGCUCACGCCUAUACCUUCGCCCUCUGCUCCUACGCCUACGCCUGCUCUUUAUACUCUCUAUACCACGGGCCUCUACCUAUACGCAUACGCUCUCUAUAUCUAUAUAUAUACGAUCUCCGUACCUAUACGCCUAUGCCUACGCCUGUGCCCUCGCCACCCUCACUACUAUUACCCUCACCACCCGUACGCUAUCACCCUGACCACGCUAUCACCCUGACCACGCUUGGGCUCUCUAUACUACCGGGCUCUAUACUCCGUACGCCUACGCUCUCUGUACCUACGCCCUCUGCACCCACGCCUACAUCCACGCCUACAUCCACGCCUACAUCCACGCCUACAUCCACGCCUAUCUAUAUACCUAUGCCCCGUACGCCUACGCCUACGCUAUCUACACUCACGCCUGUGCUAACGCCUGUACCUACGCCGGUGCUCUCGCCAUAUGUACGCCUAUACUCUCUAACCCGAUAUGCCUGGUACGCUACCACCCUUACCACUCCCUAUACUAUUACCCUUACUACGCUACACACUAUCACCCUAACCACGCUUGGGCCCUCUAUACUACUGGGCCCUAUACCCCUAAACACCCUACACUCUCGAUACCUAUAUGGGAUGAUCUUGAUAUUCUGUUACGUCUUUGUGCACAAAAACCUAUCUUUCUAA
Molecule: messenger RNA, 804 nt
Organism: Penicillium odoratum
Lineage: Eukaryota; Fungi; Ascomycota; Eurotiomycetes; Eurotiales; Aspergillaceae
Exons: 1
Coding region: 1-804 (267 amino acids)
Source: RefSeq, a predicted model, not a curated record